Messenger RNA from Cotesia glomerata, 2319 nucleotides. RefSeq names its product homeodomain-interacting protein kinase 2-like. Bases 76 to 2319 code for a protein of 747 amino acids. Gene Ontology annotation, molecular function: protein tyrosine kinase activity; protein serine/threonine kinase activity; ATP binding. The transcript has 2 exons. NCBI's taxonomy places the organism in Eukaryota, Metazoa, Arthropoda, Insecta, Hymenoptera, Braconidae. Gene Ontology annotation, biological process: peptidyl-serine phosphorylation; peptidyl-threonine phosphorylation. The record is from RefSeq and is a predicted model, not a curated record. Gene Ontology annotation, cellular component: nucleus; cytoplasm.
AUUACUGGAAAUAAAAAUAAAAUAAUAGUGAAUUAUAUUAACAACGCAUCACAAUAAAAAUUACGCCGCAUCCAAAUGACGUCCCAGAACACAAAAACAGAAGCUAGCACCAGCGGAGCCAGUUCCUCCCGACGAGAAGGAGACUACCAUCUAGUAAAGCACGAAGUCUUGUGCUCUGAAAAGCACCAAUACGAAAUCCUUGACUACCUCGGCCGAGGUACCUUCGGCCAAGUAGUAAAAUGCUGGAAGAAAGGAACCAACGAAAUAGUCGCCGUGAAGAUCCUCAAAAGUCACCCAAGCUACGCCCGCCAAGGCCAAGUAGAAAUCUCCAUCCUUUCCCGCUUGGGGAAGGAAAACGCGGAUGAAUUCAAUUUCGUCCGUGCUUACGAAUGUUUCACGCACAAAUCCCACACUUGCUUAGUAUUCGAGAUGCUGGAGCAAAACCUCUACGACUUUCUUCAAAAGAACGAAUUCGCGCCUUUGCCACUGCGCUACAUCAGACCAAUUCUUCAGCAAGUCCUCGUGACCUUGGUCAAGCUCAAGAGCCUCGGAAUAAUCCACGCAGACUUAAAACCAGAGAACAUCAUGCUAGUGGAUCCAAUUCGCCAGCCGUUCCGCGUUAAGGUAAUCGAUUUUGGAUCAGCAUCUUACUCCGCAAAAGCAGUUCGCAACACUUACUUGCAAUCAAGGUACUACCGCGCUCCAGAGAUACUCUUGGGUCUUCCUUACAGCGAAGCGAUAGACAUGUGGUCGUUGGGUUGCGUCGUCGCUGAGCUGUUCCUCGGCUGGCCACUCUUCCCCGGCCGCUCUGAGUACGACCAAAUCCGGUACAUCAGCCAGACCCAAGGAUUGCCAACAGAGGAGAUGCUGAACAACACCAGCAAAUCCAGCAAGUUCUUCUACAAGGACAAGAACAGCACGCACCCACUUUGGCGAUUGAAGACUCCGGAGGCUUACGAAGCAGAAACGGGUGCCAAGAAGUCUAAAGAAACGAGGAAGUUCAUCUUGAAUUGUUUGGACGACAUUACCCAGGUCUACACCACAAUAGGCUUGGAAGCGAGUCAGUUGUUAGCAGAGACUGCUGAUAGGCGAGAAUUCCUUGUUCUUCUGAAGAAGAUGCUCGCUAUGGACCAGCAACAUCGUGUGAAGCCCGAAGAAGCUUUGGUCCAUUCUUUUCUGACCUUAGGACACUUGGUAGAUUACGGCCACUGCGAUAAUGUCAAGGCUUCUUUGCUAGUUAUGGAGAGAUUCUUGAAACAAGGCAAUAUGGCGAAUCAACAUCAGCUACCUCCUGCACCCAAAACAUCCCCACCUUCCGUGGUUGUCAAUUUGGUUCCGUCUGUUACACUUAUGUUUAAUAACCAAUUGGCAGAAGAACCUGAGCGGCCGGUUAGAGGUCAAAAGUUCAAUUUGUACCAAUUGUUCAGCAAUAGCCAAGCUUCGCUGUUUUCACAACCAAUUCAGAUAAUUCAGCCUUUAGAACAACCGGCUCAACAAUAUCAUGUUCCAGAAACGGUCCCUAAUCCAAUCCAAUCUUGGACAGGAAAACGAAAACUUACAGACCCAUGGCAACAGCCACAGUAUGAAACGGUUCAACCAGAUGAUAGUUCCAAUUGGCAACAAGCUUGGAACAACGGCGUUAGGAGCUUCUCUGUGGUUCAUUCGCCAAAAGCGAAGAGAGCUAGAGAAAGCAAUUCUAGCUCUGGAAGACACCUGCCAACUACAUUAGGACGAUGGCAAAGUGAGAGCAGCACAUUUACUCAACAAUCUAGUGCGGUUCGUGAUAUUCCGUCGCGUGAAAUACCGGUGAUUAUACUCAGUGACAGUGAUGAUGAGCCGGAAAACCUUUCGCAGCCACGUCGCGUUGUGCAACCUCAACCAAUUCGUAUAGGUGUUUAUAGCUCGCCUAGAGCGCAGUAUCAGUCCCAAAGCCAGCUUCCUUUUCAGUUAGGUAAUAUUAAGGAUGAACGGUUGCAGUACCCGACUGAUUAUUUUCAGAAGAAGUUCGAGGUUCCGAGAGUCCAGUCUCAGCAAUUCAAUCCUGGACUUAGUGAAUACUUGGCUUCUUCGAGUCAUCCGGUGACGAAUGCUGAUCAAAUUAAUGACCACGAUUUAAUACCAAUUAUGAAUUAUCAGUUUCCGAUUGUUGGCAGGGUAAGACCAAUUCAAGAUCAACAUGAGUUUGUUCAACCUCUUGAACUUUUGAGGGAUUAUCAACAGUGGAAUAGACUUGAUACUAUAUACAGGCAAGAUCAGGUACUGGAUUUAGCAACAGAUACGAAUCUUCGUUAUAGUCAUCUAAGUUCAGGAAAUUAUUAG